Molecule: messenger RNA, 5263 nt
Organism: Bacillus rossius redtenbacheri
Lineage: Eukaryota; Metazoa; Arthropoda; Insecta; Phasmatodea; Bacillidae
Product: targeting protein for Xklp2 homolog
Exons: 12
Coding region: 55-1797 (580 amino acids)
Biological process (GO): regulation of mitotic spindle organization; activation of protein kinase activity
Cellular component (GO): microtubule; spindle
Source: RefSeq, a predicted model, not a curated record
UAGAUCUCCGGCACAUUAGACCAGGGUUAUACAAUUGUAUAGUAGUAACAUCCCAUGUACAAAUGCCUUUAUGCCCUCACUUCUUGUCUUUGCCCAGCAACACAUUUCGUUCUGGCAAUUAUUUAUGUGUGCGCGUCUUUGAAACGCAACUCCAGAUGUCAGAUGGACCGAUACGAAUUUAAUGCACCCAAAUUUGUGGACUUCACAAUACCUGAAAAUGAAGUUAGUGAUGAUUUUUUUGGAAAUUUCCCUACGAGGAUGGAAGUUCCGCUUACUAAUGGAACUGUAGUUCAUGAGUUAGACGCUGCGACAAUAUGCCACACCAGUCCGCAGCGUAAUGGAGCUGCAGACGAAGAAGAUAACUUGGUCGCGACGCUGCAGCAGCUGUGCGUGUCGGGACGCACGCCCUCCGCCCGCAGCGCCCGCAAGUCCCACCCCAUGAUCACCCGGCUGGACGUCACCGAGGGCCGGGUCCUCGACUUCUCCCAGCAGGAAGGGGAAGGGGAUCCGGGAGAGACGGCGGAGGCCGGGCCGAGAGAGCCCCGCCCCUCCCCCGCCACGUCCAAGACCAGCCUGCUGCUCAAGCGAGCCAGGGAGGACCGCAGGGAGGAGCAGCCCCAGAAGUACGUCAGCAUGGCUGAAGCCGUGCUCAAGUUCCAGACCAAGACGCCGCUGAGAUUCCGCACCAAGUUGCAAGGAGACGCGCAGACGUGGCACGGCGAGGGGCCGAGGGCCCCCACGGUUGCUCGCACGCCCCACCUGACUGCCUGCACGCGUGUCCGGCCCGUGGACUACCCCUCCAGGGAGCAGCGUGAGGAGCUGGAGGUGGCAGAGCUGAGCCGCCACAAGAUACAUGCCCAGCCUCUGGAUCCCCACGUGUUUCUGCCUCCGAAGCUGGGGAAACGCGUCCCCAAGUUCACCCACCCGGCACCGUUCAAACUAACAGAGGUGAAAAAGAAGGAGCCGGAGGAGGCGCCCAGGUACCGGUUCCUGGCCCAGCCGGUGCCCCGGGGCCUGCUGGCGCCCCGGUGCGCCCCGCCCGUGGACUCCCGUCCGGUGCUGCAGGCCCACCGCAGGGCCCCCCACCUCCGGGUGUUCGCGGCCGCCGUGCAGGAGAACAAAGGACAAAAUGUCCUAGUGAAAAAAGAAGUAUUCAACUUUGGCGUGCCUGUUCAGGUUCGCAAGAACACACCCUUGAAGCGCUCUACAGAGGUAAAACCAUUUAGUUUUGAAGAGCGAGACAAGGAAAUCACCCGACGCAAGGAAGAAAGAAUUAAAAAGGUUCUGGAGGAAGAGAGACAGGCUCGCAUCUUCCACGCCCAGCCGCUGCCGGCCGGCAUUCGCAAGCAGCUUGUGUCGUCUGAAGUCUCCGUAGCAUCCACCGACAACACAUCUCAGGCCUGCUCCGAGGAGAACAGGAACCCCGUGUUCCGCGCGCAGCCCGCGCUGGUGCUGAGGAAGCAGCCCUUCGUGCCGCGCAAGCAGCAGCGCUCGCCCCUGAGGGCCAGGAACGUCGCGCUGAAGACGGAGGCGCGCUCCAAGGAGCGCAGGCAGUUCGACGAGAGCGUGCGCUCCAGACUGGAGCAGCAGGAGCAGGUGCAGAGGGAGCGGGAAGAGCGCGCGCGCCUCGAGGCGGAGGCGGAGGCGGCCGCGCAGCGCAGACUGGCCGAGAGCUUCCGCGCGCAGCCCGUGCCGCGGUUCAAGACGCCGCGCCGGCAGCUGGCCUACGAGACGAGGCUCACCUCCCACAAGUCCCCGUUCUCCCGUCGCAACCACUCGCGUCCCGACGCCCCUUAGCUCGCACAACAGGCGCUCACACGUGUACAUAUUUUUAUGAUCAGACAUAUUAUUAUAUUAUAUUGAGUUUCAGUAAGAACUGACCCAUUUUUUUCCCAACAGUGGUUAAUGUGUAAGUAUGUAAUAUAUGAAACAUGACCUCUCAUCACCACCUGCAUACGUGUACAUUGUGUUCUUGUAAAGACGUAACGUGUCGUGUUGUGUUUGUGCAGUGUGUGGUUGAAGGCUUUUGAAUCCACUAACAGCUGCCUUAGCGUUAUCGUGUUAAUGUAAGAGAUGGUUUUCCUGUCAAGCUAUUGAACUACUAAAUAUUAACGUUUCAUUGAAUUCUAACGGUAAAAUUUUACUUGAUAUGUUCUUUAAUUUCUCGCUUCUCAAUGAGUAAAUUCUGACUUGCGUUGCUGUCUGCGAGUGCUCCUUACCAAGGUUGUGUAUGGCAAAUAUGUAGAGCAUGUAAACAAAUGCCUGAAAAAUGGAAUAAUUGACUAUAUUUAGGAAAUGUGGGUGGAUACAAAACACAAAUUGUAAACCAUUGUUUUCAUGGAAUAAAAUGUCUCUUAAUGAUAUGUAGAUAAUCUUUUAGGUUGUACAAACUGAUUCGGUUAAUUAGUAAUAUUUGAACAAGAUUGUAGCAAUGUCAGGUUUGUAGUUUGUUUGCUGGGAAAUAACUUAAUUUACGUAGUAUGUAAAAAAAUUUAAGUGUGGAUGUUCUCUCUGGUUUGUUUUUUAAAUUCCUGACAAGUUUUCGUAAGAGUAAUAAGAUGACACUUUUUUUUUCCUUUGAAGUUUUAACAUUGUGAUUAAAUGUUUUGUUUUUUUCCCGCUGAUAUUAAGGGAAAUCUUCAAUUACAGUGGAAUGCUUUUUUUCCCUCUUAUGUAUGUUUAGUUUUUCAAUAAUUCUAAUUAAUUCAGUUGUGCCAAAUAUCGUGUGAGAGUUGUGACUGGUGAAAGUUGAAAAUUUAUUGUAUAAAAUGUUUACUGUUUAUGAAAAUGAAUCCCUGAACUGAAUAAUGGACAAAUGUAAUCUCUUGAUUCAUCUCAGGGCAAAAAUAAUGUAUGAUGAUCCCUGGAGAGUUAUUUGGACCCUCUUUGUACUGGAUUUAUAUUUUCUUAUGUAUUACAUUAUUUUGUAUUGAAAAUUGACUGGGCAAUUUUUAUUUGAAAUUUGUGUUUAUAAAAUUACUACACAGUGUUUUGGUGUAAAUUGGUUUUCAAUUUCGCAUAAAUUUUCAAUUGGUAGGGAUCCUGAUAAAUGGAUCAUUGUAAAUUUAGAGAAAAAUUGCAAAAAAAAAAAAUAACAAAUUUUGCUGAAUUUAAACAUUUUCAUGGAAACGUGAAGUUUGGCUCAAAGUACAGCUGUUUCCACGAGUUGAUCGAUGCCAUUUCUGAAAACGUCAUAGAUGUGCAACACUGGAAACAGAUAUCAAUGUUGUUUAUGAACACCUCAAUUGUGAUACUUUAUUUGUGACCGUGCUCGUUGUGCUGUGUUUACAACACAAAGUUAUAUAUCUUGUAUCUUCAUAUCUUUCGUUAUUUAGUUAGUGACAUGGUAUUGUUUAGAAGAGAAGCUACAAUGCAUUUUAAAUUUAUACCUGGUUUUACAUAACUUUUGUUUAUUUACUUGAAGUGACUUAAAACGUGUGUGGUGUUUCUUCAACUUGAUUUCCCGGAAGAAUUCCUAACGAAUGUGAAAAAUUAUACUGAAAUAAUUCUCGUUUGCAAACACUUCACGUUUUCAAAACUGAAUAAAUUGGGCCAAGAAAUAAUUGUUAAAAGUGUGAGAAAACAAGUCACUUUGUACGUUUAGUCCCGUCCAUUACAUUAACUUUAGUUUUUUAACUCAGUGUUUAUAAAUGUACACAUUGCGUGAUGUGAAUUAGUGUACUGCUUUAUUUAGUACAUGCUAAGAAAAUGCCCCCUUCCAAGGGGCAGCAUUUCAGUCGCCCCUAAAAUUUAUUGAUAUUUUCUCAUAUCUAAGUCAAAAACCACAAAGUUUUCCUUGACUUUAGUUAUUUUACAACUACUUAGUAAUCCAAGAAAGUUAGACUAAAAUACUUGGGGUUUAAAAAGAAAUUAUAAAAUGGUAUUAUGUAUUAAUAUUAUUAUUUUAUUUAUUUAAUUGGCAAAUGACUAUCACUUAGAUAUAAUAAUAGUGGUAAUGCUUUAAUAAUGUAAACACCAGGAACAUAAAAGUUGUUCUCAAAAUUGUCUGCAACAACUCAAGUUUUACAUGAUUAAGGACCAACUGUACAUAUUUAUAGUGAAUAGACUCAACUUUGAAGGUAUUAUUUCCGACCUGUGCUCAACUAGACCAAAAUGAUUUGCAGACUUGAUCUCUGGAUCCAAUACAUUGUUUUAAAAUUAAUUGACCUUAAAAGUGAAGCUAUCAUUUGAACUGUUUGUUACCUAUGAAAUGACUCUGUGUAAUUAUUGUAAGGUGUAUAAAAAAAUUUUACUUUAGUUUACAAAUAGACAUUAGGGUAUUUCCUUGAGUUGAGAAUAUACAUAAUAGUGCAAUAAGUUACAUAAGUACCUAGAUUGGUGCUUUCUGCUGAAUUGAUUAUGUACCCUCUUUUAUCGCAUAAUUGUGGCACUCAUGUUUUAGGCCGUCAAAAUUGCGAUAAAAAACUUCUCGCAUAUACGUCGCAUGUUGUUUUUGGUCCCUGUUAUUAUAUCCCGAGCGCUUUGUGUAGGUAUCUCUUCCGUAUAAAACGAUGUAUUUUAAAGUAGAAACCUAAUAUUUAUUUGGACAUUACCACUUAAUUAACGAAAAUACGAAGUUGUCUGACGUGUAAAUAUUCUUUUAAAGGCGUUUUUAAACGUUAUCUCCUUUAUCUGACCGCCUGCGUCGCCGCGGUGUACCGCUUAUGAACAUGUAGCCAGCGCUAUAUGGCAUCAUUCAUGUUUGGUUAUGUUGCUUCCAGUAUAGAGCGCGCACACGUAGUCUAAUAUCGAUAUCUCGCCGAUUCAUACAACGCGCGCUCUCUGUCAGGUUCCGAGUUAACUACAUUUGAUAGCCCGCAUUCUUUCGUGGCAAGUGUGUACUACGACAGUUACGCGUUAGUUCACGUCACAGCUUCAAGUGGCUUGCGUUCGGGUCACAGAUUCUGUUUUUCUAUUUAACCUUGAAGAAAGGUUUUUGUUUAAUGAAUUAAUAUAAAUUGUUUGGGGUGCUAUUGUAUACUCCACCUUUUUUUAAAUAAACGUACUUUCCAUGAACGGGUUUUGCUUUUAUGAAUAACUUUACCUGACAAAAAUAAAUUUUUACGCGUGAUCAUCGCACCUUUACUUUUCGAACUUGAUUUUAGAAUAAAAUGUGCAACGAUUAUGUGAGAAAACACGGUAAUGUGAUAUUUUAGUGGAUGAAAACUACAAACCCAUUGAAAUGUAUAUGUAAAUAUGCUAGAGCAGAUUCUACAGUUUUGAUUAGCACAUGGUACUAUUUUUUUUUUAAAUAAAUUUCUAA